UGUUGAAUUUUCUUGGGAGAAUGUAGUGGAUAAUUAUUAUCUCCAAGCAAAGGGUAGAUCAUGAGAGACCGUGUAACUGGGAUACACUUCGCCGUGUUGAACAAACAUAAACAAAAAUAUCUUGAUGUUUUGUCAUUUCGAGUUCUUCUGGUCAAAGAUGAAAAGCUGUGUGAGCUAUCUUGUGUUGGAAGCCAUCAAUGUUUCUCGUUCAACUUGGUAGCCGAUGGAGGAAUGUUAAGAUGUGAACUUCUUUCAACCGACAUGUUCAAUUCUUCGCAAAAAUUUAUCUACAAAACUAACUCCGUGCACUUCAGCAUUAAGUCAACAUGCUACCCGAUGCCAUGCAAGAACAACGGCACAUGUAUUCCAUUCUACAACAAUAACACUCAUUCCUGUAACUGCACGUAUCCCCCAUAUUACGGGGAACAAUGUGAUAAGGUCGAAGGCCUUCAUUGGAGUCCUUGGAGUUUGUGGUCAGACACGUGUGGUCCUAAACCGAUCCAGACAUCGUUAACAAAACACCGAUCAAGAAACUGUACUUACAAUAGUCCACGAGGAGAGGAACCUUCUAAUGAAUGUGUAGGGCUAUCGGUUGAGACACAAAACUGUGAAUCCAUUCCUAUGACAGCAGAGGAAAUAGCCGGGUGUGAUAGCUCUGUUGGUCUUGAAGACAACAGGAUCACUGACUCACAGAUGACAGCAUCUUCCUACUACCCCUCUCCAGGUAUAACAUACCCAUGGUAUGCCCGCCUAAACCAUCACAUAGCAUGGGCACCGUCAACACCAUCUAUUGGCGAAUACCUUCAAAUCGACUUCAAAAAGAAAAUGAGGCUUACGAAGAUUGCUAGUCAGGGAAGAAGUAACUCUAAUCAGUGGGUUACAAAAUAUUCCUUGAAGUAUAGUGAUGAUGGUAGUACAUGGGAAAACUAUGGUAGUGACAGCUAUAUUAAGGAAUUUGAUGCCAAUAACGAUGUAUCCACAGUAGUGACUCAUACCCUUGAGGUUCCAAUAGAUGCGAGGUACAUACGGAUCAUAGUAGUGGGAUAUAAUUCCUGGCCAGCGAUAAGAAUGGAAUUGUACGGGUGCACUUAUCCUUGAUGAAUAUACGGGAAUCAUAUUCCCAUCCCAUAUACCAUUUAAUUGGAGAAAAAAUGUAUGUUGGUCACCGUAUGGAUGAUAUGCCUGGAAACACCUGGGGCAUAUUUUAGGCACCGUUUGCUUGUUUGAUUCCGUCUUUUGGGUCUUGAACAACUUGGUCAUCAAGCUUUAUAGGAUGUUUUCACGUUUUGAAUACGAUUUACCUCCAUUUUCAAUUUUGAAUAUUGAACUCAAUCCAGUUCGUCAGCCAAAAAAAGAUAGAUAAACAUAUUCCUGGGGACUGGGGACUGGGGACUUCAGACGUCAGGGGA
Messenger RNA from Actinia tenebrosa (Australian red waratah sea anemone), 1409 nucleotides. Its product is annotated as EGF-like repeat and discoidin I-like domain-containing protein 3. The record is from RefSeq and is a predicted model, not a curated record. NCBI's taxonomy places the organism in Eukaryota, Metazoa, Cnidaria, Anthozoa, Actiniaria, Actiniidae.